AUGCCUUCAUUUCGAGACUCGCCGAACGGUGCCCCUCCAGCCGCAAGCACGAACCCCGUACUGGAGCGAGAACAGUCGCAAUGGCUCUUCACGCCCCAAGAACUUCUCAGGAGUCCAUCAAUACUCGACGGCAUGACGCCAGAACAAGAGCUGAUCAACCGACAGAAGGGUGUUAAUUUCAUCACUCAGGUUGGCAUCAUGCUCAAGUUGCCGCAACUUACACUGGCGACAGCCUCAGUUUAUCUACAUCGACUCUUCAUGAGACAGAAGAUGCCCACGGAAAGGUCUGCAGGACUCCAUCACUAUUCUGCCGCCGCGACAGCGUUGUUCCUGGCUACGAAGGUGGAGGAGAAUUGUCGAAAGAUGAAGGAACUGGUGGUGGCUUGUUGUCGGGUGGCACAGAAACAGCCAAAUCUCGUUGUGGAUGAGCAGAAUAAAGAGUACUGGAAAUGGCGAGACACUGUCCUGCACAAUGAGGAUGUGCUGUUAGAAGCACUCUGCUUCGACCUGGACCUGGUGCAACCAUACCGGAUACUCUUCGAGUUCCUGCAGUACUAUGGCGUUCAGGAUCAUAAGAAUCUUAGGAAUACAUCUUGGGCAUUUCUGAACGAUUCGCAUGUCACGACCAUGUGUCUUCUACAUACCCCGCGCGCGAUUGCAGGCGCAGCACUCUACACUGGCAUCCGCCUAGCGAACCUCACUUUGCCAGACGACGAACAGGGCCGAUCAUGGUGGGAGCACUUGGAACUCGACGUUGUGGAAAUUCAAGCGGCCUGCAACCUCAUGUUCGAUGUCUACGAAAAUCCGACCUUGCCUCGAGUGGGCGCGAAGGAUGCCUACAUCAAGGAGGAUGAUAUGUCUUUCCUGGAGCGAACGCGUGGCAUGUUGUCCCCACGUACAGACAUGUCUCCUCCGCAAAGUGUGCGAAGUGUCAGUCAGUUGUCCGGCACGAAGCGGGACCGCGAAGAGGCAGAAGGUCAGCAAGAAGAGGAGUGGGGAGCACCGUCAGCUGCUGCAACGGCUGGUCAGACGAAUCGCUCUCCCAAAAGGCAACGUGUUGACACACCUGAGGUCGACAGACCAGCCUCGAGGGUGCCGCCAGGGUCCCGCAUACCUCCUGCAGCGAAUGGCGGAGGAAGUCGUGUGCCAUCACGAGUGCCGCCCUCAGCACGAGUCCCCCCGCCGCCGCCCCCGUCUAGCAGUGAAGGCGUCGACGAUGUUCAACAAAAGAUAGAUGAUAUCGUUAAUGCAAGCUCACGCCAAAAUAGUGAGAACAACGUCCCAACGUUGUCACAGCUGAAUCGGAACCGACCACCAGCUGUUUCGGAUCGUCGGUCGUCAAGGGAUGACAAUAGUGGCGGCGGAGAGUCACGGCGGCUGUCGGCGAACGGCGACAGUACAGACAACGGCCGACCGAAGAGUCAACAAAGCAAUGUCAACGCUCCCCGGACGAUACCAAUUGGUGAUGGUAGACGUCCCAACGGAGCUCCCACGACAGGCAGCCCUGAAGCGACUGCCCACGCGGACGAGAAGGCUACUGACUCUGGUAGUGAGGAGGGGGAGGUAUAG
This is a messenger RNA of Cyphellophora attinorum, 1569 nucleotides long. RefSeq names its product Cyclin pch1. Gene Ontology annotation, cellular component: nucleus; cyclin/CDK positive transcription elongation factor complex. The transcript has a single exon. Gene Ontology annotation, molecular function: cyclin-dependent protein serine/threonine kinase activator activity. NCBI's taxonomy places the organism in Eukaryota, Fungi, Ascomycota, Eurotiomycetes, Chaetothyriales, Cyphellophoraceae. Gene Ontology annotation, biological process: regulation of transcription by RNA polymerase II; positive regulation of DNA-templated transcription, elongation. The record is from RefSeq and is a predicted model, not a curated record. The coding region runs from base 1 to 1569 and encodes 522 amino acids.